AUGGCUGACCAACCGGUUGACUAUCCACGAAGGCAGCAGUUCUGGGACCCCUUGAGACUUUCCCUCUUCACUUUGGGGAUUGUGAUUGUGGUAGGCAUUGCCAUUGGCAUAGUGACGCAUUUUGUGGUGGAGGAUGAUCGAUCCUACUAUUACCUCGCCACCUUCAAAGUCACUAAUAUCAAAUACACUGACAGAUACGAAAGAAAAACCUCAAGGGAGUUUGUGGAACGAAGCCAUCAGAUCGAAAGAAUGAUGUCCAAGUUAUUUCGACAAUCUUCUAUAGGAAGAAAGUACAUUAAAUCACAUGUGAUCAAACUGGGUCCAGACGAAGGAGAUGUGAAGGUCCUUAUGGUUCUGCUAUUCCGCUUCCCGUCGGGCAACUCUGGUGGAAACAUCAGGAAAAUGAUCGAAAGUAUUUUGCACCAGAAACUGAAGACGCAAAAGUUUCCCUUGGCUAUCAGUCGGCCUUCAGUUAAAAUAACAGCGAUCGAUUCCAGAAAGAUGAGGAACCUUCUCGACGGCCGCUGUGGGAUCCGGAUGACGGCGGCCUCCUUGCCGAUGACGGCCGCGUCCACCAUGGACAGGAUCGUCAAGGGGACGACGGCGGCCCUGGACGGAGAGUGGCCGUGGCAGGCCAGCUUGCAGCUGCAAGACAAGGGCCACCAGUGCGGAGCCAGCCUCAUCAGUAACACGUGGCUCGUCACGGCGGCGCACUGCUUCCUCCAGAACAAAAACCCAAGCCAAUGGAUCGUCAGCUUUGGGACGACGAUAAGUCCUCCGGCAGAGAAGCGCAUGAUCAGUACCAUCAUCACUCACGAAAGCUUCAACUCCAUCUCUCACGAGAACGACAUCGCGCUGAUCCAGCUCUCCAGGCGGGUGGAGUUCUCCAACGAGGUCCAACGUGUCUGCCUCCCGGAGGCGUCCGCAAACUUGCCACCUAAAACCAGCGUCUUUGUCACCGGCUUCGGAUCGGUGGUGGAUGAUGGACCAACCCAGAAUACCCUUCGGCAAGCCAGGGUGGAAACGAUAAGCACCGACGUGUGUAACCGAGAGGACGUGUACGAUGGCGCAAUCACAAGUGGGAUGCUGUGCGCCGGAUUCAUGGAGGGAAAAGUAGACGCUUGCAAGGGCGACUCUGGCGGCCCAUUGGUGUAUCCUGAUCGUCGGGACAUCUGGUAUCUUAUUGGAAUAGUGAGCUGGGGACAGUCUUGUGCUUUGCCCAAAAGACCAGGCGUGUACACGCGAGUGACUCAGUACCGGGACUGGAUUGCCGCCCAAACCGGGAUCUGA
This is a messenger RNA of Ornithorhynchus anatinus (platypus), 1290 nucleotides long. Its product is annotated as transmembrane protease serine 11F. NCBI's taxonomy places the organism in Eukaryota, Metazoa, Chordata, Mammalia, Monotremata, Ornithorhynchidae. The transcript has 10 exons. Gene Ontology annotation, cellular component: extracellular region; plasma membrane. The record is from RefSeq and is a predicted model, not a curated record. Gene Ontology annotation, molecular function: serine-type endopeptidase activity. Gene Ontology annotation, biological process: proteolysis. The coding region runs from base 1 to 1290 and encodes 429 amino acids.